Molecule: messenger RNA, 2019 nt
Organism: Paramisgurnus dabryanus
Lineage: Eukaryota; Metazoa; Chordata; Actinopteri; Cypriniformes; Cobitidae
Product: E3 SUMO-protein ligase ZBED1-like
Molecular function (GO): DNA binding
Source: RefSeq, a predicted model, not a curated record
GUCAACAGGCUGCUCGAGUAACGUUACGAGUGAAGAAAUGCGUUCGCCAUUCACACUCGCUGCUAUGGGAAGAAAACUAAAUGAUGAGAAGGUAAACGAGUGUCACAGAGCAGUAACCAGGUUCGUGGUGAAAGGGUUACACCCAUUCUCAACGGUGGACCAACCAGAUUUUAGGGAGAUGAUCAGGACAAUAAACCCCAGGUAUAAGCCACCUUCAAGGGACUACCUUAGCAACAGCUUGAUCCCUGCAUGGUACCAAGUUGAAAAAGAAAACUUGUUAUCUGCUGUCAAGGAUGUUACAAAGGCAGCCAUCACAGCAGAUGGAUGGACUAGCCUGGCCCAGGACCAUUACCUCACAGUCACACUCCAUUACACCAGACAGGGCACUACUGUAGGGAAAGUCCUUAAAACUAAAGCAGUAUAUGAAGCCCAGACUGGUGAUGCUGUGGCUGAAGAAGUUGAAGCAAUGCUGAAGGAAUUCGAAGUUAGAGAAAAGGUUGUUGCAGCAACAGUGGACAAUGCAGCGAAUAUGGAUGUUGCUGUGAAGAAGAUGCAGGUUUUGAAGAUCAGCUGCUUUGCACACACAUUAAAUCUCGCCGCACAAAAAAUUAACAAAUGCAGCAUUGUUUGCAAUUGGUCUGCAAGAGUACGGGCUAUAGUUGUUUGGAUGAAGAGGUCCCACAUGGCAAAGGUCAUUUUGAAGGAAAAGCAGCAAUUACUGAACCUCGCUCAGCACUCACUAAUUGUUGAUGUAAAGACACGAUGGAAUUCUCUUUAUCUGUUGAUUGAGAGGUUCUAUGAGCAGUUCCCUGCUAUUCAAGCAGUAAUAAUGGACCCGCGGAUAAAAAAACAAUCUGAGAAGGAAAAGCUGCUUGAGAAACUGCAAAUGGAGGACUUCAGGAAGGCAAAGGAGUUCAUGGAGUUGAUGUCUGUACUCUACACGUCGACACUCUGUGUAUCUAGUGAAAAAAGCCCUACAUGUGGCCAAAUCAUUCCAAUUUUAAAAAAGUUGGAGUCCCACUAUGCAGUCCAGGCCGAAGACUCUGCAUUUGCAAGAAACAUUAAGGAGAAAAUCUGGACUGACCUUUCAGCACGUUACCAGGUUUCUUUACAGAUACUCAUUUAUUUCCAGUCUUCAUGUGAAUGACUCACCGUUGUCCUUUCUUACUUUUUUUUAUUAAGAAUGAAAAUGUCCAUAACUUCCUGGAAGAAGCAACGGUGAUGGACCCUAGGUUCAAGUUGAAAAUAGACAGUGAUGCCAUUUGGGACAGGCUGAGCAGUCAGAGCAGGAAGACAACAUACCGAGUCUAGGACAAUCUCAGGAGGUGGAAGAGAAGCAACAGGAGGAGGUAGAAAACUAUACACCACAUAUAAAACACCCCAGGAAGACAGCCUUGGAGAAGCUGUUUGCGGAGGAGGAGCAUGAUUUACAAACAGCCCCACAACAGACUCUGACAUUUUGUGAACGACUGGACCGAGAAAUACUGAUGUACAGAGCCAUACCUUCCAUCUCUGUAUCAGCGGAUGCUACUCUUUGGUGGUGGCAGAAGAGGGACACGAUGCCUCUUUUGGCUGAUCUUGCCCAAACAUAUCUGUGUGUUCAGGCAUCUUCUACCCCUUCUGAGAGGGUGUUCUCCACUGCUGGAGACACUAUUAAUCGAGAGAGAGCUAGGAUUCUCCCAGAAAAAGCAGAUAUGCUUAUUUUUCUUCAUAAGAAUUGUUAAAUGAAUCAAAUUUGGUUCAGACAUAUUUCAUUGCAAGCCAGUUUUUCACUGUUAGGCUUCCAUCCCUAUUUUUAUAGAGAACUGUUCAUUCUAUAUUAGGAGGAAGAGUUUAUGACUUGUAAGAUUGUUAUGUUUACAGAAUAUUUUAUUUUGUAAAUCUUAUUUAUUUUUUAGUUUUCUUACUCAAGUGUAAACUUUAAAACAAAUAAAACCACUUGUUUUGCACGAAAAAGCAAUUGACUACUUUUUUCCAAAACCUAUUAGGAAUUGUUAAGAGCAUCGUUAAAGAAUCGUA